CGCGGGCCCGCCGGCCGCCCGCGGCCCGCCCGCGACGCGCCCGCGACUCGCUCCGACAUUCUGUCUUCCCCUCGUCGUCAUUCUGCACGGCCGCUUCGGCUCCGUCGGCGAGCGCACCUCGGGCUUGUGUGAAGUACGCCCGCUGGAGGCCAGGACGGCACCGCCGCAAUGGGAUUCCGGGAGCUCUCUGCCGUGUCCGUCGUGACCCUGGCUGCGGUGUCCGCCGUGCAUUUUGGCUCCACCAGCUUCGCCGUCGGCCAGGGCUACAGGCAGCAGGUCGGCUCUGCCGAGGUGCGGCGCGCCGUCGUGCGGCCGGGCUCGGAUGCGCCUCUCGGCGCCCCCCUCCAGGGGUCUCUCGGCACCAACGGCCUCCUCGGCUUCGGCGUUGCCUUCGGCGUCGCGUUCGCGGCGAUGACCAGGUCGGUGACCCGCGUCUCCCGGCGCGCUGAGGGCAAGGAGAUCGAGGUCGCGGAGAAGGGCGGGGCGAUCACUGGUCCCGCGUACCUGGAGGGGAUCCCGCGCUCCCUUGUCGACAAGCCCACUCUGGACAGGAUCCUCGCGGUCACGCCAGUGGAGGAGUGGGACGACCCCUCGGAGGAGAGCCCGCUCUACGUCAUCAAGCUGCUCUCGGAGACCUACGGGCCUGGCAAGGCCACCAAGAUGAGGUUCUCCGACUUCGCCUACAUCAAGAACCAGUGCCUCCCCGCUGACGCCGGAGAGGUCGAGGACCCCUUCGUUACCGAGGAGGACUUCCAGCUGAUGAUGUCAGGCAAGCUUCCUCUGCAGAUCCCGGGCCCGGCGGGCUGGUGGGACGCUGGCUUCACGAUCAACUUCCAGGGCCCCGAGCGCUUCUCUGGCGACCAGAUCCAGACCGCCGUCCGGGACAGCGCCUUCAGCCAGCAGUUCCUGGACAACCUGGCCUUCUACCGCCAGGGCCUGAAGCCGUGGCAGCGCGGGCUGGAGAUCGGCAUGGCCCACGGCUACUUCAUCAUCGGGCCCUUCGUGUCCCUCGGCCCGCUGCGCAACACGCCGGAGGCUGCCACGGUCGGCAUGCUCUCUGGCAUCGCCGUCAUCAUCAUCGCGAGCUGCGGUGGCCUGCUUCUCGGGACCACCCUCAAGCCGACCCUUUUCGACAAGCCUGGCGACAAGCCCGCGGCGGGAUUCCAGGAGAUGAUGAUCUGGCACAUCUCCUGAACGACGGGGGCACCCUGGGCCCGGGACGCCUUUGGCACCCCCUGGACGUCCUGCUCACGCUCUUCGCCCUCUGAGGGGGCGUUCUCUUCCCAAGGAUUUUUUGCUUCGCAGGGCCGCCGCUGCCCGUCUCCGCUCAGGCUUUUCGUCUAUCUGUUUCCCCCUCGUCUGCUCCGCGUCUCCUCGUCGUCUGCUGCUUGUGCUCCACCUGGGCCUCUCCUCUCUCCCGAUUGGCCCCUCUCGCUUGCCAGCAGACCUGCUGGGAGCGCACGAGGUGCUUCCUGGCCUGUCGCUGCCAUGCACCCUCGACCGCUGCGGUCUGCCCUCCUCUCUGGAGGCGCCGCUGUCGUCGGGUGCCCCUUGCCCGUGCCCUGACCUCUCUCUGCGGCGGGAUCCCCCUGUUUACCACCACCAUCA
This is a messenger RNA of Prorocentrum cordatum, 1608 nucleotides long. The record is from the annotation of a GenBank genome assembly. Lineage: Eukaryota; Dinophyceae; Prorocentrales; Prorocentraceae.